Messenger RNA from Peniophora sp. CBMAI 1063, 1497 nucleotides. NCBI's taxonomy places the organism in Eukaryota, Fungi, Basidiomycota, Agaricomycetes, Russulales, Peniophoraceae. The record is from the annotation of a GenBank genome assembly.
AUGAACAUGCCUAACUCUGGCACUGCUACAGACCCAAUACUUGUUGAAGAUGGCUCUCACCCCGAAGCAAACUCCGUGACAUUACCAACGUCUCUUCCUUCCAAACCAGCAACGUCCAAACCUGACAGGCGACCUCGCAAACCGAAGCCGCCUCCGGAGCCCAUCCGACUGAAUGACCUUCAUGCACCCUGGCUGGAAACUAUACCCUCCUCAUCUAGGACAAGUGCUGAACGCAUGCUACACGAGGAGAUAGCGGCAUAUCAAGCUUAUAUGGCACCCACACCCGCGGAACGAACUCUUCGUGAGACUGUCACACAUAGGCUAGUUGCGUCAAUCAAGGGGAGACUCAGAGAUGCCCGUGUCUACACGUACGGAAGCUCCGCGACAGGAUUGUCGUUGCCUAAAGGGGAUAUAGACAUGGUGCUGCAGUCGGGCUCGUCCAAUGACGAGCAAGGCAAUAAGAGUAAACUAUUCCAGCUUCGAAACACCCUCACUCGCGAUGGUGUCGCCGCGCAAGCCUUCGUCGUCACGCGCGCCAGACAUAUGGUCAUGAAUGUGGAAUGUCCUGCUCAUCUCGGCUCAUACAAGGCCGACAUAUCCAUCAACUCGAUGGACGGUGUCGACGCUGUGGCUCUCAUUAAUGACCACGCCGUUCAGUGGCCAGCGAUACGCCCGCUCGUUAUGUUCUUGAAAGGUUUGCUUGCUCUGCACAAACUUGGAUCUGCGGCUUCUUCUGGACUGAGCAGUUACGCGACCAUCAGCAUGGUCAUAAGCUUUCUCCAGGUGAACCCUUAUGGACUACCACAGGCUUCCAUCAAGGAUCCUAUCAAAACCCACUCUCUGGGUACUCUCCUUCUGCAACUCUUGCAGUACUACACUAGCGACUUCCCAUACGAAACCUCCUACAUCUCAGUGCGCGAAGGCGCAGUACUUUCGAAAGAAACCAAGGCGUUCAAUCCGCCUCGUCAACAAUCUGACGCCUUGGUCAUUGAAUGCAUGGUCAACCCAGAUAUCGACAUCGCCCGUGCGGCCGGCAGGAUGAAGCAGGUUCGCGAGCUAUUUGCGGAGACAAGGAGAACCUUUCAAGAGGGUCUAGUUGCCGUGCAGACGGCUAUCGACGCUGGUGUUUUGUCUGGCAGUGUGCUCAAGAAAGUUCUUGGCGUGUCUCAAGAGUUAUUAGACUACCGCAUGCGUGUUACACAGCUAGUUGCUUCACGCCAGCACCUCCGUGACGACACGCUACCUCAAUCCCGCCGUGACUCCUAUCAGCCCUAUUCUGGCGGCUCAGGCCCUCGAGGAGGCCCUCAAGGCGGGUCGCUGCUCAAUCGCAUCGGGGGCUACUCUCACACUGGCUCUUCCUACCGUUCGCGCGAUGACCGUGACGAUAAACGAUCAUACUCUUAUCAGAGUGCCAGGCCGUAUGGCUCCGAAUCGUUAAACCAAGGUCGUUAUUCAAGUGGUUAUUCAGGUGGAUAUUCCGGUUACGGUCGUCGUUAA